Zalophus californianus (California sea lion) is the source of this 1176-nucleotide messenger RNA. RefSeq lists its product as uncharacterized. The record is from RefSeq and is a predicted model, not a curated record. The transcript has 2 exons. Bases 1 to 408 code for a protein of 135 amino acids. NCBI's taxonomy places the organism in Eukaryota, Metazoa, Chordata, Mammalia, Carnivora, Otariidae.
AUGUGUAAUAGAAGCCAAAUAUGGAGCAGUUGGCUGCCGCCGCCGCAGCUCAAGGAUCCGACUUGGGGGUGGGGGGGCACCCUCUGGCGGGCGGCGGGGCGAGCCGCUCGGAGCACCGCGAGCGCACGGCGCGGCGGCCGGCCGGCCGGCGCCCUUAACCCUUGGCUGCGCGCUGCCCGGGCUCGGCGGCCCCCGGGGAGGCGGCGCGUGGCCCGAGGCUGGCUCGGGAACGGGGGGCGGGGGGUGCGACUCCGGCCGGAGGGGACGCUUCUUCCAGGUUUGGGAAAGGGGCGGGGAGCUGAAACGAUGAGGUCUGGAAAUCUGCUUUGGGUACUGAAGUCCCCAGCCCCAGCCUUGGAAGAAGACCCGCGCACUCCUUUCGCAGCUGAUUCGGGAUCAUUAAUUUAAUCGGAAAUGAGGUAACCAGUGCAGGAGAUACAGAAAGCAAACCGAGCAUCAAAUGGCAGUUCUCAUGAAUCCACGCUGAGGAACUUCCUCUGCGCUCAAUGCUGAUGCGCGGUUCUCAGCUGCCCACCACCCCGCCCCCUCCGCGUGCACCACCGCCAGGUGUUAGUCGGUGGGAAGGAAUCCUCUGUGGACGGGUGCACCCUGCCAACAGGUGUGGCUCCUGGAGAAGAGGGAAGGCACCUCCGUGCUGAAGGGAGCUCAGUGCGGCGUUCUCCUUGCUGCAGAUAAUUCUGGAAGACCAGUAGGUGUCGGGGCAGCAUUUGACCUCUUUCAGGUGCUUAGAACCAAGUGUCUAGAAACAUGAUCUUUCCACAUAAGUUUCUCUCUGGAAGCCACCACUAUUGACUGUAAGCUGUAUUUGAGAAACCUUUGGCUGAGUUUACGUAUGACCUAACGGUUAGUCACCAACCGAAGCAGGAUACAGAAUCACCAAGAGAAAUGUGUCAGCUUUUAAACAACUGUAUUGUAGAGCCAACGUGCUACAGAAAUAAAAAUAAGCAUACUAACAACUAGGAAGGUGUAGAGCCCCGGAAAUAAUUUUUUUUCUCGCAUUUUGAAAUACCAUGCACAUAUACAUGGCUAUUUAAAUAAAACUACUACUGUUCACUCUGACUCGGUUCUAAAACUUUUUUUUUUCCUUUUUCAUUUAAAACGCAAUGAUUGCUACAGUUUAAACCCCAGGUCGGUUUAAAGUGACAUUGUUGGUCU